Messenger RNA from Podarcis lilfordi (Lilford's wall lizard), 22942 nucleotides. The record is from the annotation of a GenBank genome assembly. Lineage: Eukaryota; Metazoa; Chordata; Lepidosauria; Squamata; Lacertidae.
CCACACGCUCCAACUCCCGCUACUGAACCGUCUCCUCCAGCGCUUCGACGCAGGCGCAGUGCGCUCCUCGGCGCCGUGGCCGCGUCUCCCUCGGCUUCUGAUUGGACGCUGCCGCGCGCGCCCCGGAAGCAGUCUGUGGCGCUGGGUCGGUUGCCCCGGAAGCGGACCGAAGAAGAGGACUACGGUCGGCGGCGGGGGAGGGGGGGAGCGCUUCCCCCCUAAAGCCGGUAGCGACCGUCAGCGGGGAGCUAAGAUGGCGGCGCCCGCGGGCACGGGCUGAGGCGGAGGGCGGCGGCCCCUCGCCCGCCUCGCUUUCCCCUUCCCCCCUCCCCGGCUCCUUCCCUUCCUUGCUUCCGCCCGGCCUCCCUUCCCCGCUGGAAGCUGGCGGAGCUGGGCCGGGCCGGGGGCGCGGCGGGCCCCGCCGGCGGGAUGAUGCGCUCGCAGUGCCUGCUGGGCCUCCGGGCCUUCCUCGCCUUCGCCGCCAAGCUCUGGGGCUUCCUGCUGUACCUGCUGCGGCGGCAGGCCCGCACCGUGAGUAGCGCCCUCCCGACCCCCGCGGUGGCUGGGUGGGCGUCGCUUCCGGGUGGGAAAGCGCUCCGAGGGCGAGAGUGCCUCUGAGGACGUGCAGAGAGCGAGCGUUCCCUUUUGAAAGCCAGGCCCCCUUCAACGCGGGUGAGAGAGUGGGGCCGCCUCAAGCCGGGAAUCCUCCUCGCUUCGCACCUCUCUGCCCUCCUGACCAGGGUGACCCUCCGCCAGCCCAACCUAAGAGCCUAGGAAGCUGCCUUGUUCUCAGAACCAUUGGUCCUCCUCGCUCGCUAUUUGUGCUGACCGGCAGCAACUCUCCAGGGUGUCUCUCUACCUGGAGACGCUUUUGGGGGUUGAAUCUGGGACCUUUCGCGUGCUAAGCAGAUGCUCUACCUGUGAGCGACAGAGCUGCUACAUACAUGCUCCCUCUUUCCUUGGAAGAGUUGUUUCGAGGGGUGUGCGUGCAUAGACAAAGAUAUUUGUGCGUACCUUGCCUUGUGCGUACCUGCCCAGUUCCAUGGCCGAAGGUUUGGCCAGGGUGGAAGGUUGUAACAACUUCACACCUUGUUGAGUUUUACUGGGUAUGGGUUUUACUGGCUUGUGUGAGUGAGGUCCAAGUGUACAGCUGAGAAUCCUGGCCUGGGGUUUGUACCAAAGCUUUGGCUCAGAUGUCUCCCCUUGCUGGAGGUACCCUAAAGUGAUUGGUGUGUGGUUGAUGUUGUGGCAAACAGUUCAGAUGCUGUUAAAAUUGAGCUAGCGAGGAAAUGCACCGGUUUCAGACUUUGCCGACAGUUCAAGUGCCUUUUCAAAUUUGGCCCAGGGUUUCUCAGCCAGUGGUUACAGUUUCUCACCAUUGACCCUGCAAGGGAUGUUUUACUAAAAGUUUUGCAAGUGCCGUUUCAGCUUUAAAGAAAACGAGAAGUACCCUAAAAACACACACGCCCAGAUAGUGGAGAUAGUGAAUAGCAGCAAGUGAAUGUGUCACCAAGUUUAAAAGAGUAGUAACUUAACACUUCUGAAGUGGCUUCUUGAAAGCCAGCCUUUCCCAACUUGGUUUUGGAAUAUAACUCUCACCAGCUGCAGGAGAGUUACAGUUCAAAACAGUUGGCGCAUACAGUGUUGGAAAAGGCUUCCUUAGGUCACAGCAGAAGUAGUUUAUAGGAAAACAAUGGGGUACCAAAACAAGGGCGGUAACUCUUCCCAUUAACCCAUUUGGCCUUAGAGGAAGGGUAUUUCUGAGAUUGGGAGCUCAGUUGAAACAAAACGUCAGGCCUGUCAGUUGAGCCUGAAAUUCCUUUACAAACUAUACGUAUGUAAAACUUGGUUUGACCGGUUAAUGCACUUACAACGUUUAAUGGUGCCGUGCAGUUUCCUGUUCCUUCAGCUCACAGCUUCAUCAAACUUUGGGUGCUUUUUUCAAAUAUCCUUAGGAAUCAAUCUGCAGGGAUUGCCACCUAAUUUUCUCAACAUCUUCAGAUGGUCAUAGACUGCAAACCUCAUCUUCCCUGUUGUUUGGCCAAGCUGGCUGGGGUGGUGGGAGUUGUAAUCCUCAGUGUCCGGAGGGCACCAAUUUGCAGUAUCUGUUUUAUACCCCAGUUCAGUACACCCCUGCCCCAUGUGUGAACUGGAACUGGAGGAAAAGGAAACUAGAAGCAGUAGGAACUACAAAACAAUUUUAUUUGCAAUUUCCAUCCUAAGGUGUCACAAUCUGCUUUCCAAUAUUUUUGUUUGUUUCAGAUGAUUUUGGAGGGUGGGAACAAGACUGGGGUCCAUUGGUUUAUAGUAACAAAGAUUAGAAGGGAUUUGAGGAGGAGGAAACCAGGGUGCUUUGGUUUUCAUGGAGACAGGAAGUGUGAAGCUUGAGAUCCUGGAGAUUUCAGUGUUUGGUUAGAAGCUUGACUGCUCCUUUAGCUACAGCCAUUGUUGUUGCUGUGUGUGCGUUUGUGUGAGAGAGGGACAACCUGUACCUAAUUAUGAAAGGUACAGCUUUCCUUCUCCUAGGUUUCUAGUGGGCCUCUGUUUCCUUCCUUGUGCCCGUACCAUGCUGAGGACUGCCAGUGCAGUUCAAGUAUUGGGCUGCCUUUAGACGUGGGAUUCUUGGGUGUAGGGCACGGUUCUCCUAUAGAUCACUCCAUCUUGGUUACCUUGUGUGUAAAAUUGAAAUAAAGCUUGACUGGGACAGUUGCAACUGGAGCAUGAGUUGGUGGGGAAGCAGUCCUCUUCUCUUCCUUCUUGCAGGAGAAACUUUCACCACACUCACAGUUAAGCAGGUUGCCAUGUUUGCACUUGAGAGUUUCAAGCCCAAACUAGACUGGUUCGUGAGCCCGUUUCUUUGACACUAGACUAAUAAGAUACUGUACUUGAAGGUGUGAAAUAUGUGGAGGGGUGUGUGUGUGGAGCAGCUCUGUCUAGAUGCUUCUAGCAUAUGGCAGGGAGUUUAUCACAGGGUGGUACACUGAUAAUUUUAUAUCCGUGUGGCUGGUUUCUACGGGUGUUGGUUUUGGAUUACCGGUUUUGGGGGGAAAUGGGUUGGGAUGUCAUGAGGCGGAGGAGCUACCUUGAAGCCCUUUGGUCUCCUUCUGGUCCUGGGACAGCUGCCGGGGGGGAUUCUAGGAGUGCUUAAAAUACUUGCCGUUCAAGAUAGCUGUGGGGCACCAGGGAUGCCGUGCCCUCACUGUGGCGCGCAUGUGUGUGUGUUCUAAAGUUUGCUGUUGGCAGAAAUAUAAGGAAGCGAGUGCCAUGUGUAUGUGUGUGCCUGUGUGACUCCUACUAGCUGUCUUUCCUUCCAGGCACAGCUACUGCUGGAUAAGGCAGGAUCUCUCCUCCUUGGGUUUAGCGACGGCAAGGUGCUUUGGGAGAAGUCGCCUAAUGAAACAGUACCUUGUUUCCCUCUGAUUCCUAUUUAGACUGUGGGGAGUUGAGAGCACCUGAAGCCCAUUUAGGCUGCCUGCUCUCUGCUUUACCCCUGGCAUGAGGAUCUAUGGUGCUUUGCCAAGCUGCUCUGUCCAGGCCCUGAAUCGACCUGUGCCCCCAUGGACAGCAGUGAGUCCAAAAUGACUCCCAGGCUGCACAUCUGGUCCUUUUGGAGCACAGUUACUUCAUUCGGGACCAGUGAAUCCCCCUGUCCCCCAGAAACAGUACUUCUGUCUUGUUUGGGUUCAACCUCAAUUAGUUGACCACCAUCCACACACCCCAACCGCCUCCAGAUUAUCCAAAUGCACCCGAUCCAUCUGGUUGCUCCCCUGAGAGUAGCUGCUUUCCCCCCCUGCUGACUGGUGUUGUUGACCAACCUUCCCCAACCUAGUCCUGGCUGGGAGUGGUAGUUCAGGGUAUCUGGAGCGCAGCAGAUGGCCAAGGGUGGAGGGGGUCUAGUCCUGAGUGAGGCUGGGGGCAUUCUAACAGAAAGGUUGUGAUUGGGAGUGUCGGUUCCCCUUCUAGGGGACAAGGAAAUGUUGGAUUUUUCCAAGACAGCUCAGGAGUUUUAUUUUAUUUAUUUUACUUAUUAAAUUUGUAUACCACCCUUCAUGCGAAGAUCCCAGGGCAGUUCACAACAUAAACAAGCAAAAUGAGAGCAGAAAAUACAUAAUAAAAACAAGAACAAGAUCAAACCAAUAAUUCCUCCUGUGGCCUGAACAUAUUUAAAAGACCAUAGAAUCAGCCAAAGCCCUGGUUAUAGAGAAACAGCUUUGCUUGGUGCCUAAAGAUAUGUAAUGAAGGUGCCAGGAGAGCCUUCCUGGGGAGGGCAUUCCACAAACGGGGAGCCACUGCAAAAAAGGCCCGUUCUUGUGUGGCUGCCCUGUGGACCUCUUCUGGAGGAGGCACAUGAAGAAGGGCCUCGGAUGAUGAUCACAGGGUCUGGGUUGGUUCAUAUGGGGAGAGGUGGUCCUUGAGGUAUUACGGUCCUGACCUGUUUAAGGCUUUAUAGCUCAAAACCAGCACUUUGGAGUGGGCCAGAAACUAAUUGGCAGCCAGCGCAGUGUUACACACUCAAACCUUCUUGCUGCGGUGAGCAACCUGGCUGCUGAAUUCUACACCAGCUGAAGUUUCUGCAUCGUCUUCAGAGGCGGACUUCUGAGGAGAGAGGGCAGGGAACAGUCAUAUCAGGAGAAAUAAUGAGAGUGGCUUGGUGACAGCCUCAGCCAUCAUACAAUAGACAAGGCAAUGCUUUUGCUGUUACAGUGGUGCCCCGCAAGACGAAUGCCUCGCAAGACGGAAAAACCGCUAGACGAAAGGGUUUUCCGUUUUGAAGUUGCUUCGCAGGACGAAUUCCCCUAUGGGCUUGCUUCGCAAGACGAAAAUGUCUUGCGAGGCUUGAGAUUUUUUUCGCUUCCCCCUUUAUCUAAUCUGCUAAGCCUUUAAUAGCCUUUAAUAGCCUUUUAGCAGCUAAUCCCUAAGCCUUUAAGCCUUUAAUAGCCGCUAAACAGCUGAUAGCGCUAAUAGCGCUAAUCCGUCAAUGGGCUUGCUUCGCAAGACGAAAAAACCGCUAGACGAAGACUCUCGCGGAACGGAUUAAUUUCGUCUUGCGAGGCACCACUGUAAUUUUAAUACCCGCACUUCGGAUGUUUCCUUUUCCUAGACUCCAGCGCUGAGCUUCUAGGAGCCCGAGCAAGGAGGGCCCUGGGCAGAAGUGGGCUUCUCCAGGUGCCACUGCAGAAUUAGCACUUGAAUGUUGAGGUCCAGGGUGAAAUUUGUGGCGGGUGAAGCUGGGAGCUGAACGGCGCGUUGUGCCCGGUUCUUGAGGAAUUGUCAGGCUCAUCUGGUAACCCAAAGAAAUGGCUAGCAAUUGACGCCAGGCCAGGCCAGGUGUCUGUCUGUCUGUCUGUCUGUCUGUCUGUCUGUGUCAGGCAGCCAAAGGCAUCCUUUUCCAUCUCACCUAGAGCACAAACCCAAACAGUGUGUGACAUGGGGAGUGCAAAAGCCGUCUCUUUGUUCACUCGGCUUCUUUUCUCCUUGUUCCUCAGCCUCCCUCUAGUAAGAGAAAACUUACAUGCAUGCUGGCUUUCUUUCUUUUUGAAAAAAUAACAACCCACUUGUCAAAACCAAACCCCAGAAACUUCCUUUUCACAACCAGUUCCAAAGCUCUGUCAAAGUGAUGGUGAGGUUCUGCACUUUGAGGCCCCAGCGACUUGGAGAGGAAGUGGAGCCUCUGGUUUAGUUUCUCAGUCCGUCUUUACGAGAGCAACCAGGGGGAGUGGGGUUACUCUGGAGUGGAAGGUUGGAUCUCCUUAAGUCCACCUGUGCCUCAUAAACCCCUCCCUCCACCAUCUGCUUGAUAAGAGGGGGAAGGCAGAGGUGCCCCCCCAGAGGCAAGAAAUCUGCCUCUUCCUGGAUCACGCUCACAGCUACAUGGGCUUCAAGGCUUGGACUCUUGACUUCUUCUGCUUACACCUCUCUGCCAACUUUUCUGUCUGUGUGAGAAGAGGAUUUGUUUUAUUCACGACAUUUAUAUCCCGCCUUUCCUCCAAGGAGGUGUACGUACAUCUUCCCCCGCCCCCACUUUAUCCUCCCAACAACCUUGCGAGGUAGGUUAGCCUGAGAGCAGUGUUAGGAAUCAGCCAGGCACCAGGCAAAUUUUGCUACUAGCACAGGUCCAGUUGCCACUAUGCAGAGAUUUUGGGGCACCAGGUUGGCAAUCGCAGUUUAAAAACCUCUGCCUUAGUCCAUAGUUAAUACUAUUUCCAUUUUACACCAGUGUUUCUCCUUCUUGCAUACUGGGGCACGUGAAUUGUUGUACGAGCAAGCUACAGUCAAGCAAUGUAGUUGAUAUCAUAGAAUCAUAGCAUUGGAAGGGACCCUGAGGGUCAUUUACGAUACGAUACAAUAAUCUUUAUUGUCAUUGUCCCAUACAGAACAACGAAAUUGAAAAAAUCUACACCAGACAUUCAAAAACCAACAAGCCUGCUAUCCCAACUAUCCCAGCCUGGUUGACCCCCUAAAAACUCUGAUACCCCAUAAUUAAAUACAAUACAGUGGUACCUCGCAAGACGAAUGCCUCGCAAGACGAAAGAGUUUUCCGUUUUUUGAGUCGUUCCGCAAGACAAAUUUCCCUAUGGGCUUGCUUCGCAAGACGAAACGUCUUGCGAGUUCUUGCGAGUUUGUUUCCUUUUUCUUUAAGCCGCUAAGCCGUUAAUAGCCGCUAAGCCGCUAAUAGCCGUGCUUCGCAAGACGAAAAAACCGCAAGACAAAGAGACUCGCGGAACGGAUUAAUUUCGUCUUGCGAGGCACCACUGUAUACUCCCACAGAGACUACCUUACACUGCGUUUUAAACCAAAAUCACAUUUGGAUAGAAACUGUUUCUCAGGCAGCUGGUCCUAGUCUUUAUAACCCUGUACCUUCUUCCAGAAGGCAGAAGCUGAAAGAGAUCAUUUCCAGGGUGCGCACUAUCCUGCACUAUCUCUGCAGCUUUCUUAUGACACCUGGAAACGUAGAUUUGAUCCAAGGUGGGAAGAGGGCACCCAAUUAUUCUCUCCGCAGUCUUUGCAACCCUGGACAGCAUUAGAUGCCUUUUGGCACCCGGCUUAUAUAUUGUGAGAUUUUAACACUGGCUGAGUCUAGCACUCUUAACCGCUAUGCCACACUGGGUGUCAGGUCAAAGCAUAGGAAGGGCUAGCUAGAGUGUUUCUCAAACUGGGGUCCCCGGCUGUUGUUGGACUACAACUCCCAUCACCCCUAGCUAGCAGGACCAGUGGCCAGGGGUGAUGGGAAUUGUAGUCCAGCGACAGCCGGGGACCCAAGUUUGAGAAACAUGGAGCUAAACUGUAGUAUCUGCUGCCAUGGCCCCAGAUGGCCUCUCACCAAGUGUGUGUAGGGGAGAGAGAGAGAGAGAGAAAGACAAGGCAGGGCUGCCCCCACAAUAAGGGUUUGGGGGGCCACGAUGCUCCUUGAUUUCCCCCCACUCCACCCUGAGGUUGCUCUGUUUCCUUGCUGGGCCUCCGAUCCCCACUCUCUCUCUCCUUCCAGCCCCCAGUUCCAGUGCCUUCUUCUGGGACAGGGGCCUCCUGGCCUCUGGCCGGCUUCCCAGUCGCAAGAGGCUGCCCUGGCUAAAUUUGGGAGGGGACCACGUGGGGCGGGAGGGUGUCGGCCACAGGCAUGGGACUUGCAGGUGCCUGCCAAGGGCAGUUGAGGGGGCAGCUGUCGUGUGAGCGAGUGUGGGUGGGUAAGGAGCCAGGCCGGGGCGGGGGGCGGAAGAGAGCGAGAGACAGACCCCUGGGCCUGCGGCCAUCUAUGUGCCCUUGCAGAGGAGCCCUUUGAGGAAAAGCAGCAGGUGGGAGGCAAAAAUAGAUCUGGACAAGCACGAGAUGAGGAGAGUCACCCCAUUGGCCUCUCUGGCCCAGUGCGGUCAGCUCUGGCGGGCAGCUGAGACCUUACCUGCCCUCUGUGGCUGUCGGAGACCCUCCAAACCGGAGAGGGCUUUGGCAUCUUCCCUGGCAUGGGCUCUGAGCCCUCCCCAUCCCAUUUCCUAGAGGCCUCCGUUCCCCAAGAGAUGCUCCAGGAAGCAUCGUGGGAAUAUCCGAAGGCGUUUUGCACUCUCAGUGUGGAAAUUCUGCAGCUGGGGGCCUUUCGUAAGAGGCAGUUCGUUGCAGGGGUUAGAGCAGGGGUCAGCAAACUUUUUCGGCAGGGGGCCGGUCCACUGUCCCUCAGAUCUUGUGGGGGGCCGGACUGUAUUUUGAAGAAAAAAUGAACCAAUUCCUAUGCCCCACAAGUAACCCAGAGAUGCAUUUUAAAUAAAAGGACAAAUUCUAUGCCGAUUCCUGGACUGCCCGCUGGCUGGAUUGAGAAGGCGGUUGGGCCGGAUCCGGCCCCCGGGCCUUAGUUUGCCUACCCAUGCUAUAAAGUGUCUGGAAACCAGUCCUGAUGAGGGACAGUUGAAGGAGUUGGGUGCGUUUAGCCUGGAAAAGAGGAGACUCGCGAGAGGUGAUUGGGACGGAUCGGGCCCCUGAGCCUUAGUUUGCCUACCCAUGGGUUAGAGUGCUGAUCUGUGGCCUGGGAGUCAGGGGUUCAAAUCCCCAUAAAAGAGCACUCUCCCCACUCUGUGGUCUCCAGCAACUGGCACUGAGAACCGUUCCUGCCUCGUAACUGUGGAGGUGGGGUUGAGAUUCCUGCAUUGCAGCGGGUUGGACUAGAUGACCCUUGGGGUCCCUUCCCACACUAAGGUUCUAUGAUUCCCCAAAGGUAGAUGGCGGCAUUUUAACUGUACAAUGGUAGAAACGACUUCUGGUGUGUAAUCCUUUCCCCUAUUACACCGCUUUGAUGAUAGCUUCUGGCUGCGAAGUGGUUUGUUGAUCAGGCAGACAGCGAUCUGGCUACUUUCCUGGCCUCUGAGGCAGGUCCGGCCGUGGUGCUGGAGUGCCAGGCACCGCCACCAGGUGAACUUCGUCACACCUGGAAUGCAGUCAGAGCGUUUUGAGCAUCCAGAGGGUUUCACUCGCCUUGCGCCAAGAAUCCUUCCUUAACGGCCUCCUUGCAGGGUGGGUCAGGGUUCUCCUCCCACCGGCUAGGACAGAGACUGGGGAUUUCGACUUGCCUAAAUGAAUUUGCUCAGGGCAAAAGUGACUCUCUUAAUGCAGGCCUUUUGGUUCAGAGCUCAGUCCCUUCACUGCUCUCCGUUUAAGGAGAAGGCCCCUGGCUCGGUGGCAGGGCAACUGCUUGGCAUAUAGAAGGUUUUGUCCCCGGGGCCGCCUUCUGCUAAAAGGAUCUCUGCCGGAAGGUGACGGGAACGGUCUGCCUCUGCCAGUCAGAGCAGGUGAUACUAGGCCCCGUGGACAAAUAGGCCAAACUGGUACAAGGCAGCUUCUUUUGUUCUGGCCCUUUAAAAAAACAAAUCCAAAGGAUGGAAGGUCUUUUGGCAAGAGAUAUGAGAGGGAAUUUGAGGGUGUGCGGGGAGGAUACCUGAGAACUUGGAGAACUACGGGACCACCUCUCCUGGUAUGCCCCGUGGAGGACCUUAAGGUCCACAAAUGACAACACCUUGGAGGUCCCAGGUCGCAAGGUGGUUAGAUUGGUCUCAGCCAGGGCCAGGGCCUUUUCAGCACUGGCCCCGACUUGGUGGAACGCUCUGUCCUAAGAGACUAGGGCCCUGCGGGACUUGACAUCUUUCUGCCUGGCCUUUGGUCUGGGCUCAGUCUGACCCUCAUGUUUCCCUCCCCUUAUGGUUUUGAUCUAUGGGCUACUUUUAAAAUGUGGCUGCAUUUUAAAUUGCAUUUUGACCCAUAUUUUAAAUUGGGUUUCCCCUCCUUUUAUGUUUUUACUGUAAUUUUACUGGUGUUAGCCACCCUGAGCCCUGCUGUGGCCGGGGAGGGCGGGGUAUAAAUAAAAUUUAUUAUUAUUAUUAUUAUUAGCUUGCGGGAUUCUCUGUAUAAUGUUUCCACUGGUCCAGAAUACUCUGGUGGCUCUAACUUUGUUUUGUCCUUUGUUGCAUUUAUACCCUCUCUUCCAAGGUGGCGUAUAUGGCUCUCUCUCUCUCCGUCCCAAUUUAAUCCCUGCAGCAACAACCCUGAGAGGUAGGCUAGCCUGAGGGAGGCCAUGGCUGGCUCCUUUGGUCACGUCCAGCGAGCUCCUCAAAUGUGUGGUGAACACGCAGCCUGCUCCUUGCCCCAUAAGGCCUUGCCCUGCACAGUUCACCCAGCUUCUCCUUUCCAGGCUGCUUGGUGCGACACCCUUUUCCUGCUGAGCAGAAUUCAGCAGAAAUGAGCAAGUGACCAGGCUGCCCAGUUCAUAGCGGUUUCCUUGGAAGUAGAAAGAGGGUUGGCUUUCAGAACAGCCAAACGCCAAGUGCAAGCCUGGUUGCUGCGGGGUUUUCCUUUUAAAAAGUCCUAAACCUGCAAAGGUGGAAAGUGUCAGUCACAGAGGUAUCCUGGAGGCUGUUAGUAUCAGCAGUGACAACUGCCUCUCUCAGCUGGGCCUGGAAUAAGCGGCUUGGUUAGGGAGGCGAUGCAGGCAAGGUCAGAUAGCCUCUCUUGAAAUCCAGCUCUUCUGGCCUGAGCAUCCUGCCUUCUGCAACGUUAGAAAUUUGGAUAUAUAUGCUAAUUGCCAAAGGGUACCUUGAACCUCAGCUAUGGUCGCCACAAGAGAAUGUCUAAGCGCUGUUUUGUUCAUGCAGUGCAAAUUAUUAUUAAUUUCAUUUCUAUACCGCUUUACAAGGGACGCGGGUGGCGCUGUGGGUUAAACCACAGAGCCUAGGGCUUGCCGAUCAGAAGGUCGGCGGUUUGAAUCCCCGCGACGAGGUGAGCUCCCGUUGCUCGGUCCCUGCUCCUGCCAACCUAGCAGUUCGAAAGCACGUCAAAGUGCAAGUAGAUAAAUAGGUACUGCUCCGGCGGGAAGGUGAACGGCGUUUCCGUGAGCUGCUCUGGUUCGCCAGAAGCGGCUUAGUCCUGCUGGCCACAUGACCCGGAAGCUGUACGCCGGCUCCCUCGGCCAGUAAAGCGAGAUGAGCGCCGCAACCCCAGAGUCGGUCACGACGGGACCUAAUGGUCAGGGGUCCCUUUACCUUUACCUUUAUACCGCUUUACAUAUAUCUCAAAGUGGUUUACAUCCAGUCAACCAAUCCUGAAUAAAAGAAAUUCAAGCUUUAAGGAAAAUAUUUCAGAUGCUUCUCUAUGUGACAUUUUGCUCCCCCCCCCAUAUUUAUUUACCCGCUUAAUUUAUAGAGCUGCCCCAUAGCAGAAGGAUUCUAGGAAGUCAGGGUGCUUGCAGUGGUGCGUGUGUCAGACGAGGACCUGGGAGUUCCAGGUUCAAAUCCUCGCACAGUCCUGAGUGACCUUGGAGUCAGUCGCGGCCUCUUCACCUACCUCACAGGGUCGUUGUAGGGAUUAACUGUUGAGCGGGGCGAACCAUGUAUUCCUUGGAGGAAAAGGUGGGAGACAAAUGCAAGAAAUGAGCUCACCUGCUUAAGAAAGUUUGAGGGGCCAGCCAGAUGGAAAUGUCUGUCGCUAACCUGGCGUCCAGAGAUCUCCAUGGGGCUGCAGUUGGACCAGUGCUGGUCGCAAAACGCGCCUGGCACCUGCCUAAUUUCUAACACUGGCCCUUCAGGUGUUCUUUCUGGGCCACCCUUUAUAAACUCACCCCCCCCUUUUCCUGUGUCUGUCCGGCAGGUGAUCCAGUAUCAGACGGUGCGCUACGACAUUCUUCCCCUUUCCAAAGUUUCACGGGAGCGCCUCAGUAAGUACAUUGCCCCGUGGAGGGUGGGGGGGUCUCCCUGGUUCCCUCGCCCUGCCCCAGGCUCUCCCCAGAGCACUGGGAAGGAGGGAGGUGUGUAGGGCACUGAGCUGUUUGUCUUGACGCUCCUCUCCCCACCUCCACCAGACCAGGUGAAGAGGAAGAUCCUUGUGCUCGACCUGGACGAGACGCUGAUCCACUCCCAUCACGACGGAGUCUUGCGGCCCACGGUGAGGCCUGGCACUCCGCCCGACUUCAUCCUUAAGGUGAGCCGUUCUCGGGUGCGGGAGGAGCUGGGCACGAGGGGCGCAGGUAGCAGGGGCUGGUUGGACGCAGAGGAAUGGACCCAGAGAGGAAGGCUCAGAGCCCGGGGAUUGGGGGUGGGAUGACGAUGAAUGGUCAAGAGCGAGGAAACUGGGAGGAGGAGGUGUCAAAAGCCGAAGGGGUAACAGGGCUUAGUGAGCUGGGACAGAAAAAAGCAGAAGGGUGGGAGCCCAGGAGACAGGAGGAGAGGUUGACGAUACACAUACUGUAUUUCUCGGUGUAUAAGACGCCCCCCCCCCAAUGUAUAAGAUGCCCCUCUAUUAUUGGGGACUAAAUUUAAAGAAAAUGAGGGGAGAUGGCCCAAAGUUGAUGAGCUUUUUUUAGGGGGAAUUGCACACAAGCCAUCACCCCAGCAGGGCCGUUGCAGGGGGUUGGCAAAGUGGGCAGCCACUACCCCCAUGCCACUGUGGUCGGGAAGCUCCCUAGAGCACGGGCUGCCAACCAGCUGGCUGGCAGGGGCAGCUUCCCCUCCACGCCGCUGCGGGAAACUGCUCCCUAGAGCGCGCACCUCCCGCAGCAACAUGGGAGGGGGAGUUGCGCGCCCGCAAACCAGCUGGCGGGGGGCGCAGCUUCCCCCUCACGCCACUAUCCGUGUAUAGGACGACCCCAGUUUUCCGACAUGAUUUUUGAGUCAAAAAACCUCGUCUAAUGCACAGAGAAAUAUGGUAUAUUGUCUCUGAUUGCUUGGGGGAAAGCCCUGGGGAGAGGAAGGGACUUUCAGUCUCUGCCACUGGUUUUCAUGGAGGGAGCUGUUUUGCUCAUUAGGCCUUAGCCUGACACUCAGCCAAGUCUGUGGAGAUCCUGCUUUUUAGCUAACAAAGAAUUAACUCCAUCUCUGAACUCUGUGGUUACUGACCUGCACACUCGAGUGACAGCAGGUGUGUAGGCUCAAGGGAGGAGGCGGCCCUCUUGGCCUCCGGAAGGUGCAGCAGGGAGGGUUUGCAACCUUUAGCCAGUUUGCGGUGGCGCAGCCAUUGCAGAGGAUCUCUGCACCAGCCAGUCUGCAUUCUUCACGUGUCCAGGGCUGUUUUCCUGGCUUCAGAAAGCAGCUGCCUUGGCUUAGGUGAAGCCCUGAAGUUCCCACAGCAACCCACGCUAGCCACUGGGGAUUGAGUUUGGUCUCAUUUUUUGAGGAUCAGAGGCAGCCACGGAGCCUAAUAAUAUAAUAAUAAUUAUAAUUAAUUUUUUAUUAUUUAUACCCUGCCCAUCUGGCUGGGCUUCCCCAGCCACUCUGGGUGGCUUCCAAAAAAAUAUUAAAAACAUGAUAAAACAUCAAACAUUAAAAGCUUCCCUAAACAGGGCUGCCUUCGGAUGUCGUCUAAAAGUCUGGUAGUUGUUCUCUUUGACAUCUGGUGGGAGGGCGUUCCACAGGGCGGGCGCCACCACUGAGAAGGCCCUCUGCCUGGUUCCCUGUAACUUGGCUUCUCGCAGGGAGGGAACCGCCAGAAGGCCCUCGGAGCUGGACCUCAGUGUCCGGGCAGAACAAUGGGGGUGGAGAUGCUCCUUUAGAUAUACAGUGGUACCUCGGGUUAAGUACUUAAUUCGUUCCAGAGGUCUGUACUUAACCUGAAACUGUUCUUAACCUGAAGCACCACUUUAGCUAAUGGGGCCUCCUGCUGCUGCCACGCUGCCGGAGCACGAUUUCUGUUGUCAUCCUGAAACAAAGUUCUUAACCUGAAGCACUAUUUCUGGGUUAGCGGAGUCUGUAACCUGAAGCGUAUGUAACCCGAGGUACCACUGUACUGGGCCUUUGAGGCCGUUUAGGACUUUAAAGGUCAGCACCAACACUUUGAAUGGUGCUUGGAAACGUACUUAUCAGUGAGUUCUCGUCACCAACCUGCCGAUUUUGUGGUGGUGUUAGACUACAACUCCCAUCAGCCCCAGCCUCCGGCUGUUGUAGUCCACAGCAUCAAGAAGGCUCUGGGCCAUAUUUACUUUGCCAGGCUUUGACUAAAAGGCCUUCCUCUGUUUCCAGGUUGUCAUAGACAAACAUCCAGUCCGCUUUUUUGUACACAAGAGGCCUCACGUGGACUUUUUCCUAGAAGUGGUAAGGUGUUCGUGCGCGAGACAGAUAUUUUAUUUAUUUUAUUUUAUUGAUUAUAACAUUGCCAUUAUUGUUAUUCUUUAUUAAAUUUCUAAACCACCCUUCAUCCGAAGAUCCCAGGGCGGUCUACAAUAUAAACACACAAAAAUGCAUACAAUGACAACGACAACAAAAUACCUGCCCCCCGUUUAAAAGGUCAUAGAUUGUUUAAUUAAUCAAUAGCCAGGCAGAAGAGGAAAGUUUUUGCCUGGGACUUAAAUAUAUGUUACAAAGGUGCCAGGCGAGCCUCCCUGGGGGAGAGCAUUCUUCAAGUGGGGAGCCACCGCAGAAAAGGCCCCGUUCUUGUGUUGCCACCCUCUGGACCUCUUGUGGAUGGGGCAUUUGAAGAAGGGCCUCAGAAGAUGAUCUGUUGGUUCAUAUGGGGAGAGGCGGUCCCAAGCUGUUUAAAGCUUUAUAGGUCAAAAGCAGCACUUUGAAUUGGGCCCAGAAACUACCGUAUAUUUUGCUCUAUAAGACUCACUUUUUCCCUCCUAAAAAGUAAAUGGAAAUGUGUGUGCGUCUUAUGGAGCGAAUGCAGGCUGCACAGCUAUCCCAGAAGCCAGAACAGGAAGAGGGAUUGCUGCUUUCACUGCACAGCGAUCCCUCUUGCUGUUCUGGCUUCUGAGAUUCAGAAUUUUUUUUUCUUGUUUUCCUCCUCCAAAAACUAGGUGCGUCUUGUGGUCUGGUGCGUCUUAUAGAGUGAAAAAUACGGUAAUUGGCAGCCAGUGGAGUCGGGCCAGGAUUGGCGUUAUAGGCUCAAAGCAUCCUAGGUCCAGUGAGCAACCUGGCUGCUGAAUUCUGCACCAGCUGAUGUUUCCAGACCGUCUUCAGGGGCAACCCUAUGUAUAACGCAUUGCAGUAAUCUAACCUGAAGGUUACCAGAGCAUAGACAACAGACGUUAGGCUGUCCCAGUCCAGAUAGGGGUGCAGCUGGGCCAGCAGCCGUAGUGGAUGGAAGGCAAAGGAUCCAGAACAGGGGUCAGCAACCUUUUUCAGCUGUGGGCCAGUCAGCCAGCCCUCAGACCAUGUGGGGGGCUGGACUAUAUUUUGAAGAAAAGAAAAAAAGAACGAAUUGCUAUGCCCCACAAAUAACCCAGAGAUGCAUUUUAAACAAAAGCACACAUUCUGCUCAUGUAAAAACAUGCUGAUUCCCGGACCGUCUGCGGGCCAGAUUUAGAAGGCAAUUGGGCCGCAUCCGGCCCCCAGGCCUUAGGUUGCCUACCCCUGAUCUAGAAGGACCCCCAAGCUGCAUACUUGCUCCAUCAGAGAGAGUUUAACCCCCCUCAAGAGCAGGCCACCUCCCAUCCAUCCAGUCUAGGAAACAGCCCCCUAAUAGUACCUCGGUCUGGACUGAGCUUCAGUUUAUUGGCUCUCCUCCAGUCCAUUACUGAGGCAAGACACCAGUCCAGCACAUCCACUCCCACACCUGCAGAUGUAAAGAAGCAGAGCUGUGUGUCUGCAGAACAUUGCUUUCCCAGCUUUCCUUCCAGGAGACCAAGACGUGCCAAUUCUCCGCCCCUCUAUAUUUUUAUUGUCGCAACAACCCUACAAAAAGUAGGUUAGACUGAUAGCAACCGGCCUGCAAGUUCACCCCGGCAGGCUUCACGUGGCCAGGGCGGAUUUGAACCCACAGCUGUGACCGCUGCACUGCCACUGAUUCGCUGGGCGUGCUCCUCCAGUCCAGAGGGGGCUUUCCAAGCCUCUCAGCUUCACGCUCUUGAGCUGGACUAUGUUGGGAGGCCCAUCCUCCCCUCACUGAGCUCCGUGGAGAAACUGCCAAGCAGGUAUGAGCAUCCUGGCACACUGCCGAUGCUGAAGGACUGUCCUCCACCAUGCCUGUCCGUCAGCGCCUGUUGACAGGGGCUGAUGGGAGUUGUAGUCCAAAACAUGGGGAGGGUUCUAGCUCGGGAAAAGUUUACUUGGAGGGUGGUGUAGUGACAUGGGGGCAGGGAGGGAGAGUAGCAGCCAGGGCAACUGGGAAGACAUUGUGUUGUGUGUUGCCCACGCGCAUCACCCGGAAAUGUUUUGAACUUGGGUGGCCUUUCGAGUGAUGCACACGCCCAGGGAUGGAUCUUCCCAGAGCCAGCUCUGCCUGGGAGAGACGGUGGUGUGCUAAAUCCAUUCUGUCCUGCUCCACCCUUGCCUUGUCUGGUUCAAGGGUGGAGAGCUGAUCCCAGACCCAACUGGAUCAGCCAGCCUUGCCUCUAAUCGCCGGCACCUGUUUAGCCUAAUCCGCGUUAAUCCUGCUCACAGCAAUUCGUCCCAGCUUCUUUAGGGUAGUAGUCCCUUUCCUCUUCACUUUCUCUCUUCCCACUGCUUCCCGGAAACUUGGAAAAUUUGAAGCAGGCCCCUGGAGCUUUGCUUUGUUUACUAAGGCUAGUCACCAUCUCCGUCAAAUCCAGGGAAGGGUGCAAAUCAUGGAAUACAUAAAAGCACAUGCACCAACCCAGGCGCUUCAACUAUCCCCUGAGGUCCUGCGUCACGGGUGUUGCGGAGGGUGGCGACACAAGAACAGGGCCUUUUUUAGUGGUGGCCCCGCACUUGUGUAAUGCUCUCCCCAGGGAGGCUUGCCUGGCGCCAUCAUUACUUAGCUUUAGACUUGAUAGUAGGAGGGCUGGCCAGAACCUGCGAAGCUGCCAGGGGGAAGGAGGUUGGGAAAGAGGAAGAGGUGUUCACUGAAAGCGCCCAAAAGCAUCACAAGGCUCUUGUUGCAGGUCGAUAGGAGCUAUGAGCAGGAAGCAGCUUCUUCCGUUAAGGGCUGAGAACGGAAGGGGGGGCUUCUGCAGGACUAAUAAUGGGUGCCUGCUGCACUCUGCCUGGCUGUCGUUCUUUGGAGGGGCUGGCGUAAUAACCGUGCCACAAUCCGUUCAUGAAGAGCUUUUCAGACCGACAAGUUUUAAGUGAUGCUUAAAUGUAAUCUGUAUUGGGAGGGCAUGGAAGAUUUGGGGAGAUUAGAUGGCGUUUCCUGAAAGUCUAAUUUGGAUUAUGUGUGGGUGAAAGUUGCCGAAAUCUUGGGCUUUCAUCUGCCUGCAAGAGUGAAAGGGGCUUUUUGUGUGUGAAGGACAAAGGGAGCUCCCCUCUGACUUUCCAUUUCCUUUUCUUCUCCCCUCCCACCGACUCAGGUGAGCCAGUGGUAUGAGCUGGUGGUCUUCACGGCCAGCAUGGAAAUAUAUGGCUCUGCUGUGGCCGACAAGCUAGACAAUAAUAGGAGCAUCCUAAAGAGAAGAUACUACAGACAGGUGAGUCCUUUGCCCCUUACGGCUGUGAAACAGCCUGUGGAGUAGGGAGAAGAAGGGUCCACCCAGCGGCUCAGAGGGAAGGCUCCCCGCCUUGGCUUGCUUGCUGCCAAAUGAGUGGCACACCUGGAUGUGCUGAGAGAAGGCUACCAGGUGCGCUUGGGUUACCGUAGCAACGCCAGCAAGGUCCUGGGCUUGACUGGCUGAGUCGCUCACCCUCCCAUUGGUUCAGGAAUGCAGAGACGGGCAUGAUAGUCUCCGGGGCAUUUCUUCCAUUAUGUGAGGUCCUGUCCUGAUGCUCUCCUGCUUUGCUGUCAGGGUCUGACUCUGAAUCUGUGAGAGUCGGGGGAAGAGGCUGUGGGUUUUACACAGCAGCGUCAGCUAGCAGGGUGACAGCGUUAGCGGAUCUCUCCGUACAUAAGCACCCUCACUUCAAAGACCAGAAGAACUGUAUAAAGUCCAUAGUGGCGUUUAGCUUUGCCUUGCGCCUGGAAAUAAUGAACACUUCGAACAGUGCGGGAGAAGAGGUUUCCCCAUAACCGUGGGACUCUGGAAGAAGCCGUUCUGCUGGGAAAGCAGGAAAUCUCUGAAGACUCGGCUGGGGCUCUUCAUCUUCUGUGAUGGAUUGAGGUCUGGUGAACUUACCAGCUGACUUCCACAAGUCACCCACCCUCCACCACCGAGCUGCAGCCCUGUCCAGUUUAAGAGAGAAUUGUUAUUUCUGUCCUGUGUGCAAACAUACACCCCCCUCCAACUCCCUCUCUCUCUCUCCUUCCAGCACUGCACUUUGGAGCUGGGCAGUUACAUCAAAGACCUUUCCGUCGUCCAUAACGACUUGUCCAGCAUAGUCAUCCUGGACAAUUCGCCAGGAGCCUACAGGAGCCAUCCAGGUAGGGGGCUAGACCCGCCGUCCCCUUUGAAAAUUGGUGGUGGGUGAGGGGUGGUGUCCUGUGCCUUGACCAGUGGUCUGCUUGCUGGGUGAGGGGCCGCUCUCUGCAGCCCAGGAUGUCUCGUGGAGGGCCUGCUGUAUCUUCCUCCUUGCUCACUCCCGUCUCCCUGGGGACUUAAGGAACCAGCCACUCAUUCCCACAGGAGAGCAUGCCAUUUUAGGGGGUGAAUUCUUGCAGACAUAUUCAGCGAGGCAUCUUAAAAACACGUUUCCAGGUGUGAGGAGUUCGAAUCUGCUAUUCUUUUUGUACUUGGUAAGUCCACGUUCGAUUAAAAAGCUCACAAACUGCUUUCGGUAAACCAGAGAUUUUUAAUUUUACCUUCUGAAAAUGUCAGGUGAUGCUGUAAACAUUUUAGUUUCUCUGCAUGAAACAUAUCCUCCUAAGCGCACUUGUAAUCAUGAAACAACACCAGGACGUAAUGGCAUCAGUUAAGAAGAAAUGCAAACAAGAAGUUGCAUCCCUGGACAUCAGCCGCAGACUUCUUGGCCUCUGAUACACGCCUCACGUUCCUCAUGAGUUACACCCUACCUGCUGACUCUGUGACUUCUUUCACGUGCCUUGCUAUAGACCGAGCAUGACAAGGCCGUUGUGAAAUUUGUAUGGGCUUGCUAGCGAACUUACUUCCACUGUAGCAAGUUUACAUGUCAAAGGAGGUUCCUAUAGCCUGUCAGACCAGUCUGUCAGCUCCAACAGGGAUGAAGCGCUGGGGUUGCUGGAAAGCGCCUUCCUCGGAUGUACACAAAGAUCUCCUCCCAGUGUGUCGUCCUCUUCACACCUCAAGUCACCGAUCUUUUGGACACCAGCUGUCGUCUCCUCACGGUCAUCUGAGCACAAGAGCGUCUGGAUUAUCAUUUUGCUAAACGCAUGUCGUGCUGAGCACUGGACGGUUGGCCAAACAGCAUCCACCACAACCUUCUUUUGCAGCCUAACUCUCCUCGACAAAAUGUGGAGUGGGCCUUCCACCCAAAAGUGUUCUACUCUGAUGUUGAAUCAGCAGGUGUAGUACUUGCAGACAAUGCAUGUAUCAGUCUUAAAUCGCUGAGGGUUCUGCCUUUAAGGCCAUGUUUUGAAACCCGUAUGCGACAAAGCCCGUUUGCUGUUGUUAACCACCUUGAAUGGCUCACUGGACCCAUUUCCAUGCCCUUAUGGCCUGUGUGAUCCAAUACCUGUGUGCUUGAUCAUUAAACAGAUCCUUUACGACUUUGCCACUCAGUGAAGUAAGAGGCUCUGCAACGGAGAGUUUGGUGCAUGGAGGAUCAAUUUCAAGUUCUGUAGCAUCUUGCCAAUGUUACCUGUCUUGCUUGCUUGUUAGACAAGGUCUUCCAUCAAGUGCUGCGAUCAAGUGUCGCAGGGGUAACUUGCUGGCGUGGAGGGCACAAACCAACCAGAUCAGCUUACGACCACGCUUGACCUCUACCCAGUGCAUGGGUACCGCACUCCGAGCCAGUGUUAACAAUUGUAGAAUUGCCUCCAAUUGCCUGCAAUCUCAAUGCCCUCCUUCAUGAAAUCCACAAGAUUAUCAGCAAUAACUCCAGCUGGUUUUUCUCUCUGAGUGAAGUGGUAGAGAUGGCUCACCUCUCACAAAAUACCGUAUUUUUCCGUGUAUAACACGCCCCCAUGUAUAAGACGACCCCUAUUUUGGGGGACUCCAAAUUAAGAAAAUGGGGGGCGCUUACCCUGAGUUAUUGAGUGUUUUUUUGGGGGGGUUGCCAAAAAUCACUCACCCACCUGACCGGCGCUCACAAUUGCCAGAGCCACCAAUCGUCUGCCCGCUCGCCGCCAAUCGCCCACACAAUUGGUGCAGCGGCGGUCAAUCAACAGCAGGCCUUGCCACAGCCACCAAUGACCCGCCAAGUCACCACUGACAAUCUGCUCACGGCUGCAACCAAUCGCCUGUCACUCCUCAGCACUAUCUGUGUAUAAGACGACCCCCAAUUUUUAACAUUAUUUUUAAAUAUUAAAAAAACCAUCGUCUUAUACAUGGAAAACUAUAGUAAUUCUGUUCUGGGGGACGGCUGAUCUGAAUUGUCGGCUUUCAGCAUAACAUUAGUUUAUUUUGGCAGCCGUCAAAGAAGAUGAAGUCAAUUUCACCCCUCUAACAAAUUGCUGAUCCAGAGAUUUCAUCACUUUUUCUUGGGCUCUUGACUUUAUUGCAAUCAUCCGCAAGUCUCUCGUCUUCUUCAGUGAUCAAACCAGCAGUGGUGAUGGCAGCUGUCGCACACAGACCAACACCAUAUCCGAUGCUCUGCGUAGCAACAUUAUGUGUUUCCAAUGUGUUUCACUCCGUCUUGGUUUUCCUAAUGCCCAUUCAUAACUUCCGUCAUGCCCAUCUUGGGCAUCGGCUAUUUGUUCUUCAUUUUCACCAGCUGAGAAAAUUAUUUCAUUUGAUGGUAUUGAAGCAUCCUGCUUAGUUCUCUGCUUCUAUUCAGCAAGCGUUCUUCUCUCGUCUUCCUGCCGCUUCCGCUUUUCGGAGUUGUCUGUUACGCUCAAGCAGAUCUGGCAAGCCAAUCUGAUGUGGUCCAAGAGAACCAGCCUUCUCUGGCCUUCAUUAAAACAAAUUACACCUGCAAUUGCGGAUGCAACUAUACAUACAUUUUUUUCACAAUUGUUAAAAAUAAGGUAUCCUAAGGGGUCAUCUCGUUCAAUCCCUUGUGAUGCAGGAAUAUGAUGUAAGUGUUCUCUGUUCAGUCCCCUGCAGCACUUGUGCAUUGGGAAUAAGGCAAGGCUAAAACUCUCCACUUUGGGAUUUGUGUGUGCACACAAAAGAUUCUUCGGCUGUAGGAGCCCCUUCUGUAUCCCCCCCCCCCCCCCGGCAAUCUUAAGUGGUUCAACCCAAAGCACAGGUUUGGUCAGAGGGGGUUAGGGUGUGGUUCAAGCGCACUGACGGUUGUGUUUGUGUGUCUCUCUCUCUGUGUGCGUCCGGCAGAUAACGCAAUACCUAUCAAGUCCUGGUUCAGCGAUCCCAGCGACACGGCACUUCUCAACUUGCUCCCCAUGCUCGAUGCCUUGAGGUAAAGCUCUGGGGUGGAGCUGGGAGGAGAAAAGGGAACGGGGAUUCUUUGGGUUGUUCUAGGAGCCCUGCGCCUGUGUUUUUUGUAAGAACAUAAUAGCCUGCUGGAUCUGUUCAACGACUGGUCUAGCCAACAUCCUGUUCUCACUGUGGCCAACCAGAUGCCCCAGGGAAAACCAGCGAGCAGGAUCCGAGCGCAAGAACCCUUUCCCUUCCUGCGGUUUCCAGUAACUGGAAUUCAGAAGCAUCGCUGCCUCUGACUGUGAAGGGAGAACAUAGUCAUCCUGGCUAGCAGCCAUUGGUAGCCCUUCUCUUCUUUUAAAGCCAUCCAAGCUAGUGGCCAUUGCUGCCUCCUGCGGCAGGGAGUUCUACAAUUGAUUGUUUGAGCUGCAUUUUUCUGGACCAUUUCCCAUUCUACGAUGGCGUUUUUGAGCGGUGGUGACCCAAAUUUGGUGUUCCAAAUGCGGUCUCCUCCCCUCUUGUGCAGGCUGUUGAGUCUGCUUGUCGCUUUGCGUGUGCGCGAUAUUUAUUGCCCUAGAACUGGUUGACGUGCGGGACCAAAUCCUGUGGAAGAUAAAUAAUAAUAAUAAUAAUAAUAAUAAUAAUAUGUUAUUUAUAUCUCACCCUCCCCAGCCGAAGCCAGGCUCAGAGCUGCUAGCAAGAAUAAAAGUAACACAGCAUUCUAAAAUCAAUUCAGAAUAAAAUUAAUGGCAACCAUUGGGCUAGAGUUCUGUGAGGAUUACCAAAGGAGGGGGUCGGACUGUGCCUUGGCCAAAGAGGCAGGCCUUGCGUGGCUCUUACUCUGUCUCUCCCCCGCUUCCUCCUCCAGGUUCACAGCUGACGUGCGGUCGGUGCUGAGCCGAAACCUGCACCAGCAUCGCCUUUGGUGACGGUGGCUCCUCCUUUCUUCAGGGCUUGGCCCGCGACCUCUGCCUUAUCCCGCCAUCGUGACCCCCCCGCCUUGGUCGCUUGGACUCUGGCGAACGUGUCCGGACUCAGCCAACCAGGAGGGGAGGAGCUGGGAGUGAGCCGGCCGGCGCCCCUCACCUGACUGGUGGGCAGCCCUGCCGCCUCUUCCUGCGCCAGCCAGCUGCGCCCAUGACCACCGCCCCGCCCGCCCGCCCGCCGGGGGACUGGCCAGGACUCUGCAGGGCAGCAAGCGGGGCCGGCGCCAUUGGCACGAUGGCACCAACUGCUUGGGGGGGGCAGAUGUACAAGAAAGGGGGUGAAACAAGCCAGCCGCACGGAGGAGUGCGACGGACACUUUGAGACGAGGCUGCGUUUUCUCAUUUUAAAGACCGAGCUCCCUGUACAAAGAUCUUAUUUUCCUUUGUUUUCAUUUCUUCUCCCUCCCCUUACGCUCUUGAUAAAGAGAGAAGCCCUUUCAUCUAAGGCCAUCUAUUUUUUAGAUGAUUGACAGGCCUGGUUUAAUUUCUUCAACCCCCUCUCAAAGUCUUGUCUCCUUUUUUUGUGGAAGUAGGAGCGUCUCCCCUCCCCUUUUUCCCCUCCAUUGGAAUUGUGUUGAGGAGGCCACUCCUUCCAAUCUGCCCCUUGUUUUAUUUUAUUUUUGACUUUUUUGGGGAGGGCGGGGAGGGAUUGAAUGAUGAGAUAUUAUAGCCUUGAACUGAGGUGGAAAAAAAACAACAACCCGACAACCCU